This is a messenger RNA of Exophiala viscosa, 1392 nucleotides long. RefSeq lists its product as uncharacterized. The coding region runs from base 1 to 1392 and encodes 463 amino acids. The record is from RefSeq and is a predicted model, not a curated record. Lineage: Eukaryota; Fungi; Ascomycota; Eurotiomycetes; Chaetothyriales; Herpotrichiellaceae. Gene Ontology annotation, molecular function: ATP binding; ATP-dependent chromatin remodeler activity. The transcript has 7 exons.
AUGGCCAUCCAUCCUACCAGUACCUCUUCGAGAGAACCAUUGUGCCGCUCGCCAGGUUUUCAGGGCUCUCCGCGACAACGAGACGAAUCUCUCACACCCUCGACACGAAAACAGCAUGCAGAUCGCAAGCUACAAGAGAUUGCGAACCAGCUCGACAAGAUGAUGCAUAAUCCCAGUAAGAAGGUGGCCAUGGAUCAUUUUCCUGGUCUCGAGAUUGAGAAACCGAAUGUCGCGAAACCAAAGACCUGCUUUCGACCCUCCUCCCUCGACCACUAUGCUGAAACACAUGUUUACGAUGGGACGGUGUUCAUUGGUCCUGGCCACGAAGGCCUCCCCAAGAGGCACCUGGAGACGCCAGGAGUGGACGAAGCUCUGGCGUCUUUGCGUGGAACGGCGAUCAAAUCUGGAAUUGUGGCGGACCAGACGGGUUUUGGCAAAACAAGAAUGCUGCUCGCCUUCUUGACCUUUAUCGCUAAUUUCGCACCACAGGGCACAAUUCUGCUCAUGGCCCCUGCAAAUCUGCAGGUACAAUGGUCACAUGAGACUAUUGGCUUCAAAGGCUUCAAUCUUGUCAUCGCAUACGGCAGUCAGGAGUCGAUGCCCAAGGAUUUAAAGCGCUAUAUGCUCGAUCAGAAGCCAACUCAGCGGAAAGGCCCGUUCACUAUACCUCUCACCAGCAAGGUCGCUGGCUCACCAUCGAUUACGACACCAGAGAAACCUAAAGACAAGAAGAUGGAUAAGUCCACAUCAACCAAGAGAAAGACCACAGGAGACCCUCCAUCAGGAUCGCGAUCUGCUAAGUCAAUUACCUGGCAAUUCGGCAAUGAUGAGGACGCCGACGACGGCAACGUUUUGAAUGCUUUCGGCGACCUCCGCUCGGCUCCUGCAGAGGAAGUGUCGCUCUCAUUCGACACUGAACUGCCAGCCUUUGCGCCAGGAGAGUCUGGUGCACAGAGUGAUAUGUUCGAUGCUCCAGCUUUUGACGGAAGCGCGCAUGGUCAUGGCUCUGACGCCAGCUAUGGUCAUCCACCUAGGGCAAACCUCCCGAGACUGGAUCCUGGUUUCUCCACGCCCUCGAAGACCAGACAACCCUUCUUGAAGAACUUCGCGGACAGUCAUGCGCUGAUUGGCAGUGCCCUUGGUAUGGAUGCAGAGGAGCAGAACUCGGCAAAUCAGGCACCAAAGAUGUCAAAGACUCAAUGCAUUUCCUCAGCGACGAUAAGACAGUCUGCGAAGAUGACAAUUCAUCCAACGCAUCCCAGCUGUGUACCGACCGUCCGGCCACUCGAAGUCAAAUCGGUACACUUGAACUACAGCGCAAUCCAGGUUGCUGAAGAUCUACUGGAAAAGAUAUGGGCAGCAUGGAUAGUUCGGGUUCUGGAAUGCAAAUAG